AUGAAGACCAUAAUUGUAUUAUUUAAUAUUCUUGCACUAUCAGCCUUGAAUUGCUGUGCCCAAACAUCGCUUGCUGCUCCUAGCAGAGUGAACCAUACUAUCCAGUCCAACAGCACCAGAAACAAUUCAUCUAGCCAAACCUUUCUGACCGUUCCAACAGCACAAACCUCAAGUACAGCUAUUGGAACGCCUAUAAACUCUUUACCAAUCUCAUCUAAUCGGCCAGUUGCUUCUAUUGAUACCAUUUCUGCCCCUCCAAUUCCCAAUGAAAACAAUACAAACGUGUCUCAAUCUGUAAACAACUUUUCGACGCGUACAAGUAUAGUUUUAGGCAUCACACUUGGAUCAAUCACCCUAGUUUUUCUCCUUUUGGGGGGAGCAUUUUUGUUUCUAUUAUUAAAAAGAAGAAGAAGAGCAAAAGAAUACGCCAUAAAGAGGGCAAGAGAGCUUGAUUAUGAUGGAUCGCUCCCAUGGUCUCAGGCAUCGAUGUCGACCAACAGUCGUUCAGACUUGACCAGAAGCAGUAAUAAUCACGAUCCGCUAGAUCAUCUCGAUGCGGCCAGCCAGAAUGAGAAAUACACCAAGAUAUCCCUCAUAGAUCCGAGCCAUCCGUCAUUUGUCUAUGCAAUACGUCAGGCUGAAGCAAUUUCCUCUGAUCCUACAUCACCAAUAUAA
Molecule: messenger RNA, 675 nt
Organism: Phycomyces blakesleeanus NRRL 1555(-)
Lineage: Eukaryota; Fungi; Mucoromycota; Mucoromycetes; Mucorales; Phycomycetaceae
Exons: 3
Coding region: 1-675 (224 amino acids)
Source: RefSeq, a predicted model, not a curated record